This is a messenger RNA of Lactuca sativa (garden lettuce), 1959 nucleotides long. RefSeq lists its product as uncharacterized. NCBI's taxonomy places the organism in Eukaryota, Viridiplantae, Streptophyta, Magnoliopsida, Asterales, Asteraceae. The record is from RefSeq and is a predicted model, not a curated record.
CUUCAAUGUGAAAGGUUAAUUCGAGAAAUCGUAUUUCCAAAAUAGAAGCCCUUCAACUAUCAGCUUUUUGAAUCGUCAGUCUGACCUCUUCAGCAAAGUCACAUUCUAAUUGGAAGAUAAUGACCAGUAGACGUGGUAAACUUAUUUGGGGUCUAUGCUUUUGGUCCCAUCGAAGACGAAAGAUCCAAAUUUUAUAGAAGAUGAAGAUCACUUCAAUAAUACUCAUCCUGGAUGCAUGUCUGGUGUAUUUCCUGUUCUUGACUACCAAAAUUGGCACUCUAAUGUCAAAAAGAUACUACCUCAUAGAAAGCAAGCUAAGCAACAAAGGACUAAUGGAGGAAUCUUGCAUGAUCAAGACUCUUUUGAAACAUCACAACUUUCAUCGGGAAAAAGAAGUUUCAUCCAGACAGAUAAAAGUAAUCGAAAACAUAACUCACACACAAGGUCAAUUAAAGAUCGUUUAAAGUCAUUGGUUUCUGAAGACACUCUAAAGAAUGAGCAUAAGAAACGAGGUCGAAUGUUGCAAAGAACGUAUUCAAUUCAUCAUUUAGAAACCGAUGAAUGGGUUCAUUAUGCCAAUAGUGAAGAGUUUAGUGAAAAAAAGCCUGAUAAAAAUGAUACAAACAAGGAGAUUAAGGAUUAUGUGGAUAUAUUAGAAAAUUCAAGAAUCUUGCUAGAUGGUUUACAAGUCUCUCUUACAAAAGCAAAAUUGACCAAAUCAGGUUCUUUUCCCUCCAUGUUAGGCAGUAGAAAUUUAAGGCCUUCUAAGCUAAAGCACAAGCUGAAUGAAUUCUACUCGAUGCCCAAAAACAAAAAGGAUACGGAUAAUUGGGCACGAAAAUUGGAUUUAUCAAAAUUGGAAUCUUUAAUGAUUGAAUUAAAUGAUCAACAAGAUGGAGAGAACAUGGAAGGUGAUCUCAAUAAUGGCAGUGUUAUGUCCAUCAAAAGGAUAUGUUCCCUCAAUGAAAGACAUCCCCAAUUGUUUGAGAAUGGUGAUACUAAGGAAGCCAUUUUGUGCAGUUUUCGAAGCUUGAAGUUGACAAAUCAUAUUAGCAACUCAGACUUCCAGUUAACUGAUUUUUGUUCAUUACCUAUUGAAGAAGAAAGUGGUCAGAAAACACAGGACAUCAAGUCAAACUCUAGUUCACAAGAAGAAAAUCACCAUUUAGAGUUUCAUAUCUCACAAGGGUUGAAACCAUUAUGUGUUUCAGAAGAAGGUAUCAAGAGUGUAAAUACACAUGAUCAAAACGAUGAGUACUUCAAUUAUGUAAGGGAGGUUUUGGAGCAAUCAGGUUUCAUCAAGAAUGGGUUUGAGCAAACAUGGUAUUCCUCAAACCAGCUACUAAAUCCUUCAGUGUUUCAGGGAAUAGAGUCUCAAUAUCAAUGUGAUCCAGAAUCCUUUGAAGAACAAGUCAUUAAAUUAUCACAUGAUUUACAUCGGUGUGAAUUGGUUGAUGAGACUUUGCUUAAAUUGUAUGAAAGAUCAUUCUCGUACUAUCCAAAAGCUUUGUCCUAUUCUUGCCACCUUAGUCCUGCCCCUAGUGGUAAACUUGUUCUUGAGGAAGUGUGGAAGAGUGUAAGCAGAUUGCUGAAGUUAAAUCCCAAUAAGGAUCAAUCAUUUGAGUAUAUUGUGUGGUGGGAUUUAAAUGUGGGUGGUGAUUGGAUGAAUUUACAGAUGGAAUCCGAGUGCAUUGCACUUGAGUUGGAAGAUAUGAUUUUCAAUGAACUUUUAGGAGAAGUGUUCUGAUCUGAAGAUAGUUAAGUAGUAGAUAUUGUGGGUUAAUAGAUUAUGUAAAUAUCUUCAUAUAGUUAGGUCAAUAUUUUGGUGUAUCUUAGGAGAUAAGUGUCCAUGUUUAUAGAUGUUUAGAUACUAUUUUUUAUCAUGAAACUCUUGUAUAUAUACCCUACUCAAAGGGUAACGGAAUCAAUAAUUGGGAAUAUCUUGAUUUUUCACUAGAA